GCAUGUCCUCUCCUUCAAUGACAUACCUCAGCAGCAGUAUAGGGGCAACUCGAACGCGAUUCCUCGAGGUGGCAUGCGCGUUGUGGUCGUGAACAACAGAGGCAACAGGCGGGGACAGCAGAGGGUCCCGCAGCCAACUGUGCGUGUUCAUCCCCCUCUUGGACUAGAACUGACACAGAGGCAGAGGAUGCAGCAACAGGUGCAACAGCAGCGUCAGCGAGUACAGCAGGUCAAGCCUUGAGUUUGUUGCCUGGCUUGCAUUCUUAGUCGCGUGUAGGGGCGCAAUAAUGUGAUCAACCAACGUAGAGGAUUCCAGCAGCAGCAGCAGCAGCAGCAGCAGCAGCAGGUGGUUGUCGGUCCUGAUCCUUGUGUUCCUGUUCCCUAACCUUGAGUCGCGGCGGAUAGAACUACAGGAACAACCAGGGAUACAACCGCGGUUACAACAGAGGAGGAGGACGUGGAAGAGGGUAAACAGCCUUCCGAGCUAUUUUGGUUUCUGACUCUUAAUCAGUCGAGGCGGAGGAGGAGGAGGGCGCGGUGGAGGGCGCGGUCGCGGUGGGGGUGGGGGUGGAGGCGUUGUUCGCGUCGUUCGGAGAUAAGAGACAGUCAAUCUGGUAUUGAGAUGAGAGUCUCGUAGUUUUUGGUUUGUUAGAUAGUCCAAACUCUUCAGUGGCGAGUGUUUGACUUGCAAAGUAACGCGAUGUUGCCGAUCAUAUUCUGGUAUUGUGUUGUGCUCGUGGUAAAGGACUUUACAUUUGU
This is a messenger RNA of Guillardia theta CCMP2712, 759 nucleotides long. RefSeq lists its product as hypothetical. The transcript has a single exon. The coding region runs from base 74 to 241 and encodes 55 amino acids. NCBI's taxonomy places the organism in Eukaryota, Cryptophyceae, Pyrenomonadales, Geminigeraceae. The record is from RefSeq and is a predicted model, not a curated record.